Messenger RNA from Acanthosepion pharaonis, 981 nucleotides. NCBI's taxonomy places the organism in Eukaryota, Metazoa, Mollusca, Cephalopoda, Sepiida, Sepiidae. The record is from the annotation of a GenBank genome assembly.
AUGUCUGAGUAUUUUGUUUAUUUACUAACUCAUGAGUCAAUUGCAAAACCAUUCUUUCUUUUCAUUGCAUUAUCUUUCUUUCUUCCUUUCUUUCUUUCUUUUCAGUAUCUUUCUUUUUUCUUUCUUUCUUUUUCAGUAUCUUCCUUUUUUUUCUUUCUUUUCAUAUCUUUCUUUUUCUUCCUUUCUUUUCAGUAUCUUUCUUUUUCUUUCUUUCUUUUUCAUAUCUUUCUUUUUCUUUCUUUUCUUUUCAGUAUCUUUUUUUUCUUUCUUUUCAGUAUCUUUCUUUUCUUCCUUUCUUUUCAGUAUCUUUCUUUUUUCUUUCUUUCUUUUCAGUAUCUUUCUUUUUUCUUUCUUUUCAGUAUCUUUCUUUUUUCUUUCUUUCUUUUCAGUAUCUUUCUUUUUUCUUUCUUUUCAGUAUCUUUCUUUUUCUUCCAUUCUUUUCAGUAUCUUUCUUUUUCUUCCUUUCUUUCUUUUCAUUAUCUUUCUUUUUUCUUUCUUUCUUUUCAGUAUCUUUUUCUUUCUUUCUUUCUUUUCAGUAUCUUUCUUUUUCUUUCUUUCUUUAUCAUUUUUCUUUCUUUUCCUCAUUUUUCAUUCUUUUCAUUGCAUUAUCUUUCUUUCUUUUCAUUAUCUUCCUUUUUUCUUUCUUUCUUUUCCUUAUCUUUCUUUUCCUCAUUUUUCUUUCUUUUUCUUUCUUUCUUUUCAUUAUCUUUCUUUUUUCUUUUUCAUUACCUUUCUUUUGAUUUCACUUCUUUCCUCUUUCCUCAUUAUCCUUUUAUUACAUUUUCCUUUUUGACCACAUUUUAUCUAUCUAUCUAUCUAUCUAUCUAUCUAUCUAGGUACCUUGCUCUUGUUCCAUUCAAUUCUAUCUAUCUAUCUAUCUAUCUAUCUAUCUAUCUAUCUAUCUAUCUAUCUUGCUCUGUUUUUAUCUAUCUUUUUCUAUCUAUCUAUCUAUCUAUAUAUCAUCUAUCUAUAACUGUUUAA